AAAAAAUAUCUAGCUCCCGUACUGAUACACCCUACCCUAUUUAUCAUCUUCCUCUCCCAUUUCCCAAAAGAAAAAGAAAAAUUUCACGCAAAUACCUCUCUUUUUGUCGAUUUGAAAUCCAACCCAAAAACCUGAAAAAACGAAAAAAAAAUACGUUAACGCUGUUUACUAGAUUAUUUCUUUACUUAAAAAGCUCUUUUUUUCCCCCAAAAAAUCUUCUAAUUUAUAUUUUACCUUCGAUUUAUUCAUCCUUAAAUCAUCGAAUUAUGAUAUUUUCUAAGCUUGGCCGAUCAUCUCCCCGAUCUUCUCAUUCAAGAAAGUUGUUGUACCGUGGCGAAGGAGGUGCCACUACCGGUGGAACGUCGCCGAACUUGCCGCUUUUGAGCGGGAGCGUAGAUCGAAUAAUUGGGCAAUCAGGGUAUUUGAGAGGAUAUCUAGCUUCAAUAGGAGCUGGAAAGGAGUUUACUUCAAAGGCUUAUUUGUCAGAUUUGAAUUUCGUUCUUGCUAACCCUAGAAUCCGUCGCUUUUUCUCAAGUGAAGCCCCAAAGAAGAAGAACUAUGAAAACUUUUACCCUAAGGAAAAGAAGGAAAUUCCAAAGCAAAAUGACCAAAAACCUGACUCCAAAGAGGAUUCGAAGACAGAUGACCAAUGGAAUUUUCAGGAAACUUUCCUGAAGCUUUUUCAAAAUUUGGUUACCCCUUUGCUUGUACUUGCAUUGUUUCUUUCUAUGUCUCCCUGGACUGUUGAGCAGCAACAAAUUAGUUUCCAAGAGUUCAAGAACAAGUUUCUGGAACCAGGUUUAGUUGAUCAUAUAGUUGUUUCUAAUAAGUCAGUUGCAAAAGUGUAUGUGAGGAACACACCAUACAAUCAAACAAGUGAAGAUCUUAUCCAAGGUCCUGCUAAUGGUUCUUCUGUCAGAGGGCAUGGAGGUGAAUACAAAUGCUUCUUCACCAUUGGAAGUGUUGAGUCUUUUGAGGAGAAGUUGGAAGAAGCCCAAGAAGCUUUAGGGAUUGACCCACAUGAUUAUGUUCCCGUGACAUAUGCCUCUGAUGUGAUGUGGUACCAGGAGUUGAUGAGGUUUGCACCAACUUUAUUGCUUCUUGGAACCCUCAUGUAUAUGGGACGGAGAAUGCAAGGUGGAUUGGGUGUCGGUGGAGGUGGUGGUAAGGGUGCCCGUGGAAUUUUCAACAUAGGAAAGGCCCAUAUAACCAAGGUGGAUAAAAAUUCCAAGAAUAAGGUCUAUUUCAAAGAUGUUGCUGGCUGCGAUGAGGCUAAACAAGAGAUCAUGGAAUUUGUGCACUUCCUUAAGAACCCAAAGAAAUAUGAGGACCUAGGAGCUAAAAUUCCAAAAGGUGCUCUGCUUGUGGGUCCUCCAGGUACGGGAAAGACCCUCCUAGCCAAAGCAACUGCUGGUGAGUCAGGUGUACCUUUCCUAUCAAUAUCAGGUUCUGAUUUCAUGGAGAUGUUUGUUGGUGUUGGACCAUCCAGGGUGAGGAACUUGUUCCAAGAAGCAAGGCAGUGUGCUCCUAGUAUAAUAUUUAUCGAUGAGAUUGAUGCAAUUGGUCGAGCAAGAGGUCGCGGAGGUUUCUCAGGUUCUAAUGAUGAGCGUGAAAGUACUCUUAAUCAAUUGCUAGUAGAAAUGGACGGAUUUGGAACCACUUCAGGAGUAGUUGUCCUUGCAGGUACCAAUAGGCCUGAUAUCUUAGACAAAGCUCUAUUGAGGCCAGGGCGAUUUGAUCGUCAAAUUUCAAUUGAUAAACCUGACAUUAAAGGCCGUGAGCAGAUAUUUCUGGUCUACUUGAGAAAGAUAAAGCUUGAUCAUGAGCCAUCAUAUUACUCUCAAAGACUUGCAGCUCUUACCCCUGGCUUUGCCGGAGCCGACAUUGCUAAUGUUUGUAAUGAAGCUGCUCUAAUUGCUGCAAGGAGUGAAAGGGCACAGAUCACAAUGGACCAUUUUGAGGCCGCUAUAGACAGGAUUAUUGGUGGUCUUGAGAAGAAGAACAGGGUAAUAAGUAAACUUGAAAGGAAAACGGUUGCUUAUCAUGAAUCAGGUCAUGCUGUUUCUGGCUGGUUCUUGGAACAUGCUGAACCCCUCUUGAAAGUCACAAUUGUUCCUCGUGGUACAGCAGCACUUGGAUUUGCUCAGUAUGUUCCGAAUGAAAACCUUCUCAUGACAAAAGAGCAGCUUUUUGAUAUGACGUGCAUGACCCUUGGUGGUCGAGCAGCUGAACAGGUUUUGUUGGGAAAGAUAUCAACAGGUGCGCAAAAUGACCUGGAAAAGGUGACUAAGAUGACGUAUGCCCAGGUGGCAGUUUAUGGCUUUAGUGACAAGGUAGGUCUCCUCUCUUUUCCUCUGAGAGAAGAUGGAUUUGAGAUGUCGAAGCCCUAUAGCAAUAAGACGGGUGCCAUCAUUGAUGGUGAAGUGCGUGAGUGGGUAGCAAAGGCGUAUGAAAAAACAGUACAACUUAUAGAGGAACAUAAAGAACAAGUAGCCCAGAUUGCUGAAUUGUUGCUUGAAAAGGAAGUUCUUCACCAGGAGGAUCUGGUUCGAGUUUUGGGCGAACGACCAUUUAAAUCAAGCGAACUUACCAACUAUGACAGAUUUAAGCAAGGUUUUGAAGAUGAAGAAACUAAGAGCAUGCAAACACCGGAGGGUGGGAUUGCGGACGAUGAUGGUUCCGCACCUCCCCUUGUUCCUCAGGUUGUCCCAACUUGAUGGAUCUUUCAGGUUAGUUUGAUUUUGUACAUUUGGGCUAAUAAAUUGUUACCUUUUUACUCGAAUCUCUAUUAAUGACCAUGUCUUGGCUGCUUUUUAACAUUGUAUCAUUUGUACAUGAUUUUAAGUUGUCAACAAUAGUUGUUAAAUUCAGAGAUAUGUUUCUUGAA
Messenger RNA from Gossypium raimondii (Peruvian cotton), 2887 nucleotides. Its product is annotated as ATP-dependent zinc metalloprotease FTSH 10, mitochondrial. Gene Ontology annotation, cellular component: chloroplast thylakoid membrane; m-AAA complex. Bases 267 to 2717 code for a protein of 816 amino acids. Gene Ontology annotation, molecular function: zinc ion binding; metalloendopeptidase activity; ATP hydrolysis activity. The transcript is spliced from 8 exons. Lineage: Eukaryota; Viridiplantae; Streptophyta; Magnoliopsida; Malvales; Malvaceae. The record is from RefSeq and is a predicted model, not a curated record. Gene Ontology annotation, biological process: mitochondrial protein processing; protein-containing complex assembly.